Molecule: messenger RNA, 1526 nt
Organism: Capsella rubella
Lineage: Eukaryota; Viridiplantae; Streptophyta; Magnoliopsida; Brassicales; Brassicaceae
Product: F-box protein At2g26850
Exons: 6
Coding region: 345-1460 (371 amino acids)
Molecular function (GO): protein binding
Source: RefSeq, a predicted model, not a curated record
GAUUUGGGAGGAAGAAGAAAGAAUUUGUAUUCUGAAGAAGGUGGAGGUGCCUAGGGAAUUCCAAUUCUUAUCCCUCCUCCUCCUCUUCUUCCUCCUCAGUAGUUGAUUAUGUUUUAACAAAUGAGGUUUUCAUUCCUAUAAAUAAUAAGUUUUGCCAGUUCAUCACUCCUUUUCUCUCUCUUGAUUUCAAAUUCCUAAACAAGAGAGGGAAAUCAUUAUUUACUGUCACCUUGAGGUUGUUAUGUUACCUCUUAAUUUCAAUUGGCUAUCUAGUUAUCAUUUCUUUUUAUUUAUAUUUCAAAAGAACAAAGCUAACGUUACACAACAGAAAUAAUACUACCUAAAUGCUUCUAUACUUAUUAAUCACUUGUCUAUCUUUCUUUUUGUUUGUCAAAUCUUUACCCCUUCCUACAUGGAUAUAUAAAACAAAAACCUUAUUCUCCUUUUACAUCUACAAGAAUCCCUUCAUAGAAAUCCUACACCUGACCAGACCAGAUAUAGCUUCUACGGUUCUUAACCAGAUGUCGAUCCUUGACCUUCCCGAUCUUCCCCUCGACUACAUUCUUGAUCUUCUUCCCCCCGCUGAACUAUGUAGCAUGGCUAGAGUAUGUAGCUCAUUGAGAGAGAGAUGUGUCAGCAAUCAUUUUUGGGAGAAACACUUAAUGACCAAAUGGGGAAAUAUACUUGGACCUGCUGCUCACAAAGAGUGGCAAUGCUAUAUAUCUUCCCCAUAUUAUCUUGAUUCUCAUCAUCAGCAAACAAGACAUCCUGGCAUGGCCAAAAUCAUAUCUUUGAUUCGAUCUCUCUCCACCAUUUUUCAAGAUGAUAAUCAGAGGGGGAUAUAUGCAUCUUCUUUGCUACUUGAUUCUACCAUGAGCUUUUAUCUCUCCCUUGAAACUGGUCGUUUUUGGUUUCCAGCUCAAGUUUACAACCGUGAGAAUGGACAUGUAGGAUUCAUGUUGUCAUGUUAUGAUGCUGAGCUGUGUUAUGACACUCACACUAAUGCUUUUCAAGCUAGGUACCCACCACAUGGUAGAAGAGCAAUUGCGGUUGAAAAAGAUGUGCCAUGGGAGAGGAUUAGAGCAGCUCCCAUUGAUGCAUCGCCUCAUCAUCUCCAUAUAUCAGAUUCAUUAAGAGAGGUUAAACCUGGAGAUCACAUCGAGAUUCAAUGGAGAAGAAACAAAGAGUUUCCUUAUGGAUGGUGGUAUAGUGUUGUUGGCCACUUGGAAUCAUGCGAUGGCAAUCUCAACUAUUGUCAUUGCCAUAAUAGUGAUAUAAUAGUGUUGGAAUUUAACCAAUACACAAUUGGAUCAAGGUGGAGAAAAACAAUGAUCAAUAGGAUAGAUCAUAGAGAGAAAGGUAAUGAAGAAGACGGGUUCUAUGGAGGAAUACGAAAGCUAAAUCGUAAAGAAGAGAUUGAAAGGUGGAAGCGUCUUUGGCCAUCCUCCAUCUUGGAGUAGAAUGUGUAGUAUGUUAACGUUAGGACUGUUUUCAUUUAUAUCCAAUAUAUAAUUAAUUGUUAAUUA